CCCGCCGGCCCCGGCCCGCGCCUGGCUUUCAGCACCGCGGACAGCGGCGUCGGCAUGAGCGGGCUGAACCCAGGUCCCGCUGUGCCCAUGAAGGACCACGACGCCAUCAAGCUCUUCGUGGGGCAGAUCCCGCGGGGCUUGGACGAGCAGGAUCUCAAGCCGCUGUUCGAGGAGUUCGGCCGCAUCUACGAGCUGACGGUGCUGAAGGACCGGCUCACCGGCCUCCACAAAGGCUGUGCCUUCCUCACCUACUGCGCCCGGGACUCUGCCCUCAAGGCCCAGAGUGCACUGCAUGAACAGAAGACCCUGCCAGGGAUGAAUCGUCCGAUCCAAGUGAAGCCUGCUGCCAGUGAGGGCCGAGGAGAGGACCGGAAGCUGUUUGUGGGGAUGUUGGGCAAGCAGCAGGGUGAGGAGGAUGUCAGACGUCUGUUCCAGCCCUUCGGCCAUAUCGAGGAGUGCACUGUCCUGCGGAGUCCUGAUGGUACCAGUAAAGGCUGUGCCUUUGUGAAAUUCGGGAGUCAAGGGGAAGCUCAAGCUGCCAUCCAGGGACUGCACGGUAGCCGGACAAUGUCGGGCGCCUCAUCCAGCCUGGUAGUGAAGCUGGCAGACACCGACAGGGAGCGCGCGCUGCGGAGGAUGCAACAAAUGGCUGGCCAGCUGGGCGCCUUCCACCCAACGCCACUGCCUCUCGGGGCCUGUGGAGCUUACACCACUGCGAUCCUGCAACACCAGGCAGCAUUGCUGGCAGCAGCACAGGGUCCCGGGUUAGGCCAGGUGGCUGCGGUGGCCGCUCAGAUGCAGCACGUAGCAGCCUUCAGCCUGGUGGCUGCACCACUACUGCCUACAGCAGCCAACACAUCACCUGGUGGCAGUGGCCCUGGUGCACUCCCCGGCCUUCCAGCUCCCAUGGGGGUCAAUGGAUUCGGCUCCUUGACCCCCCAGACCAAUGGACAGCCAGGCUCCGAUACGCUCUAUAACAACGGGCUUUCUCCUUAUCCAGCCCAGAGCCCCGGUGUGGCUGACCCCCUGCAGCAGGCCUACGCUGGGAUACAACACUACGCAGCAGCCUAUCCCUCGGCCUAUGCCCCAGUGAGCACAGCUUUUUCCCAGCAGCCUUCAGCUCUGCCUCAACAACAAAGAGAAGGCCCCGAAGGCUGUAACCUCUUCAUCUAUCACCUGCCUCAGGAGUUUGGGGACGCAGAACUCAUACAGACAUUCCUGCCCUUCGGAGCUGUUGUCUCUGCCAAAGUCUUUGUGGAUCGUGCCACCAACCAGAGCAAGUGUUUUGGCUUUGUUAGUUUUGACAAUCCAACCAGUGCUCAGACUGCCAUCCAGGCCAUGAAUGGCUUUCAAAUCGGCAUGAAGAGGCUCAAGGUCCAGCUAAAGAGACCUAAGGAUGCCAACAGGCCUUACUGA
Messenger RNA from Cricetulus griseus (Chinese hamster), 1416 nucleotides. NCBI's taxonomy places the organism in Eukaryota, Metazoa, Chordata, Mammalia, Rodentia, Cricetidae. The record is from RefSeq and is a predicted model, not a curated record.